UCGUCAAUUAAAAAGUUAGGUUACUAAACAGGUGAGGUGAGGAAGUGUAGUGUAUUUUUGUCGUAAAAGUAUAAAAAUUUAAGUAAAUAUGAGUUCUGGAUUCAUAUCGGAGACCGAGAUAUUGGAAGCAAGGCGUCGCCGACAGGAGGAAUGGGACAAAGUACGCACCGAAGACCAGCCUGAACAGGCACCAGAAGAGCCCUACGACACCAGGCCGCUGUACCAGCGCCUCGAAGAGCAGAGGAUGAAGAAGGAGGCUGAAUAUGAAGAGGCUCAUAAACUGAAGAACAUGAUCCGUGGUCUAGAUGACGACGAGGUGGGUUUCCUGGACCUGGUGGAGCGCUCGAAGGCUAAAGCCGCCCAGCAGAUCUCUAUUGAGGAGCAGCGGGAGAUGCAGGAGUUCAGGGAGCGCGUAUCCAACUUGGCGGAGAGCGAGGAGCUGUCGCGGCUCCGCGCGCAGCUGGCGCCCGCGCGGAACACCAACAACACACAGGCGCAAGCACAGAAGAACAAACUGCAAGGGGUGGUAGUCCGUAAGCGCAAGGCAAGUGAGAUGGAGGGCGACAAACAAGAAAAGGGAUCUCCCCCGCCCAAGACUAACGGACUUGUGUCUGCCAGCCCUAAUAACAACACAGAGAACACAUCGUCAGAUUGCGGUCGUCGCUGCGUGGGAGUGCUGCCGGGGCUGGGCCACUACGACACCGACUCUACCUCAGACACAGACGAAUCUAGCGACCAUGACUCCCUUACUAGCGAAAACGACAAAUGCUGCGCCAAACGCGACAUGUUGGGUCGUCGUCACGAAGAUAAGUCACGAAAAGAUGACAAGAGUUAGAGAUACUGCGGCAAUCGUAGGCAACUUGCUAUAUUAUAUCUUAAACUGCAGUUUUAUAUUACAUACAGUUUCUUCACUUAUAGUAAAGUAAAGCUCAAUAGUAUUUAAAAGGUACCUACGACCUAUAAUAACAUAGGUACCUCUUGGUCCAGGCUGGGUCUGUAAUAUACACCUCAACUCCUAUUUCUGAAAACAGCAUGAAAAUCUGUGUAGUAGUUUUUGAGUUUAUUGAGAACCGUCAGACGGAUGCGGGAAAGCAGUUUGUAUAUGUAGUGUCUUGUAUUUUUGACCCAGUCAUCUUAGAUUGCAAGUUAGACAAUAAUUAAUGUUGCAUCAAGUUUCAUAGGGGCUUUUUUUAACGACGUAAAAAAAUCAUCAAAUGACCUCUUCCGCUGUGGGUUACGCGCGGUGAGGGAGUGUCAGACUUACUGACUAAACACCGUCGUGUUCCGUCGCAGGCCGCGUAUGUACCAGCGCCGCGGUAAUGAGCGCGAACAAUCUCAUAGGGUCUUUUUUAGCGACGUAAAAUCAUCAAAUGACCCCUCCCGCUGUGAUCUCAUAGGGUCUCAAAUUAUCUUGAGGCAUCUAAGGUUCUAUUUACAAAGGUCUAACAGUUAAUUCUUAAAUCAGAAACUUGGUUGUAGGUUGUUUCAAGAUGACUGGGCUAUUGUAAAUAAUUUUGAUAUCUCAGAACAAUAUCGCGCUAUAAAGACGAAUAAGGUUGUUGAAUACAUAAUAUGUGUCUAUGUAUUUGUGUCUCGGCAUUUUUUGUUACUGCCAUGUAAAUAAUGCCUAAUAAAAAAUACUUUUAAUAUAGCUAUUUAGACCUAAAUUCCAUAAAAUCGGAGGAGUUUUUAAACAACCAAUAAAAUGUCGUUAUUCACUCAUAGGCUCCGCCCACUCAGUAGUGUACCUGAGCGGAGAAAUCCUAUUGGUUGUUAAAAACUUCUCUGCUUUAGUGGCGUUUUUAUGCACAAUAAAAAAAGACAUUUAAUAAAUACUACUCUUGUAUUCAAUAUGAUGUUUAUAAUAUUUAGGAAGGUAACUAUGCAACUGUAUAUAUUGUAAAACUGCUUAUGUGAUCUAAUCUAAGUUAUCGAUAGUACAUAUAAUUUUAAAAUUUA
Molecule: messenger RNA, 1959 nt
Organism: Helicoverpa zea (corn earworm)
Lineage: Eukaryota; Metazoa; Arthropoda; Insecta; Lepidoptera; Noctuidae
Product: PSME3-interacting protein
Exons: 7
Coding region: 89-835 (248 amino acids)
Cellular component (GO): nucleus
Source: RefSeq, a predicted model, not a curated record